AUGUCAUUCCAAGAAGAGAAAUUUCCGGUCCGGUUCACAUGUAAUCCGGUUCACGAAACCAUGUUCACACAAAGCGAGAUAGAGGAACUAUUUUCCUUAAUUAACCAACCGGUUGACCCAUCCAGUCCAGGGUCCGGUUCACAGGGAUCAAACCGGACGGUUUACUCAACCCGCGAGAGAAAAAUAAGGAGAAUGCAAUCGAACCGGGAGUCAGCUAGGCGGUCCCGUUGGAGAAAGAAGCGGCACGUAGAGAAUCUCAAUAAUGACGUGAACCGGUUGAGAAUCGAAAACCGGGAACUAAAAACCCGGCUCGGUUUAACCAUGCAAUAUAAUCUCAUUUUAUCCGCGGAGAAUGAACGGCUAAGAUCAGAAUCAAUGUCACUCGUAGCAACACUUUUGGAUCUAUAUCGAACUUUAGAGACAAUAAUUUCACAAUAG
Molecule: messenger RNA, 438 nt
Organism: Lathyrus sativus (Indian pea)
Lineage: Eukaryota; Viridiplantae; Streptophyta; Magnoliopsida; Fabales; Fabaceae
Source: the annotation of a GenBank genome assembly